AGAUAUAUUUGUUGUCUUGCCUCCUCUCUCUUUCUGUCUUUGAAUUGUAUGAAUGUAAAAGCAGAAGAUCCAUUAUAGCCAUGGACUGGGUAUUAUGGUUACAGAAAAACAAGAAGAAAAUCAUAAUUGGGGUCGUGGCUGCAGCGAUCGUGACUUUAAUCCUUGGAUUGGGUCUUGGACUGGGCUUGCGGAAAGAUAAACCUGAAGUCCAACAGUGGGAAUGUUCGAGAAAACGCUGUGGUGAAAAGAGGCAGGCGGAGAACAAAUGUCACUGCGACAAUGGUUGUCUGUCUGCAGGAGAUUGCUGCACCAACUACAAACACGUUUGUCAUGGAGAAACAGAGUGGGUAGAGGACCAAUGUGACGACUUGUCAGCUCCUAAAUGUCCUGAAGGCUUUAAGCGACAGCCGCUGCUGCUGGUGUCUCUGGAUGGACUAAGGGCUGGAUACCUGCAGACAUGGAGUGAUGUCAUCCCUGUCUUGAACAAACUCAAAAGCUGUGGAACAUCGACUCCCUACAUGCAGGCAGCAUUUCCAAGCAAGACUUUUCCGAAUCACUACACAAUUGUUACGGGUUUGUAUCCAGAAUCCAACGGUUUGAUUGACAACAAUAUGUACGAUCCAGUGUUUAAUGCCUCGUUCAGCCUGGGCAAUGAUGAGAAAAACAACCCAGCCUGGUACCUUGGACAACCUAUUUGGGAAACAGCUAUGCAUCAAGGUCUAAAAUCUGGGACCUUUUUCUGGCCAGGAUCGGAUGUCAAAAUCAACGGAAGUUUUCCUGACAUCUACAAGCCGUAUGAUGCAAAUGUGCCGUUUGAAGAAAGAGUAUUUACAAUUCUGAAGUGGCUGCAGCUGCCAGAUAAUGAAAGGCCUGAUUUCUACACACUCUAUCUGGAGGAACCUGAUAAAUCCGGUCACAACUUUGGUCCUGUCGGCGCAGGGAUAAGCACAGCAAUCCAGGGAGUGGAUAAAAUAAUGGGUCAGCUCAUGAAUGGCCUCAAGCAAAUUGACCUGCAUCGCUGUCUCAACAUCAUUGUUGUUGCUGAUCAUGGUAUGGAGGAGAUCAGCUGCGACAGAAAGGAGGUGAUGCAGGAGCUGGUGGGAGACAUCAGUAAUUAUUUUGUGAACGAGGGGCCAUUUGGACGCAUCAGAUCCAGGAAUGAAGACUUUGURUUGGACUCUGCUGGACUUGUUGCUAAUAUGAGUUGCAAGAAGCCGGACCAGAAGAUCACACCGUACUUGAAGUCCAACCUACCAAAGCGGCUCCACUACGUUAACAGUCGGCGUAUUGAAGAUGUCACUGUCCUGGUGGAGCCAAAAUGGCAGUUUGAGAGAUCUUCAGGAUCACUUACAUUCUGCUCAGGUGGGAAUCACGGCUAUGACAACGAUGUUGAGAGCAUGCAUGCAAUGUUUCUCAGCUAUGGACCAAAGUUUCAGCAAAAAACCUCCAUUGAACCCUUUGCUAACAUCGAGCUCUACAACUUAAUGUGUGAUGUGCUAGAGAUCUCUCCAUAUGACAACAACGGCACCCAUGGCAGCAUGAAUCACGUUCUUAGCAAGACGUUUUACAACCCGACUCACCCUGAGGAGCAAAGUAAGCCGACUCAGUGCCCGUUCAUCAGUCUAACUCCUGAAGACGAGCUGGGAUGCGAAUGCCCAGCCCUGACUGGACCUGAAAUUAACAGCCGUUUGAACUUGACUUUAGAGGAAAAAUCUGCUUCAGAGAGGAAGCACACGCUGUUUGGUCGUCCCCAAAUGCUGCAGCCUGACAGCGGUUAUUGCGUCCUCCACCAAGAAGGAUUCAUCAGCGGCUACAGCCAUGAAGUCCUCAUGCCUCUCUGGAGCUCAUUCACCAUCGACAAACCUGUGAGUGUUUUGACCAACUUGGACCCAUUACCACCAGUAAUGUCCAACUGUUUGAGGGCUGAUGUGAGAUUGCCAGAACACCAGAGCCCCAGAUGUGAUCAGUUUGAAGCAGCUAGCAAUUUGACUCAUGCUUUCCUGUACCCACCAAACCUAAGUAUAACGGAGGAACAGCAGUACGAUGCCUUAAUAAUGAGCAAUGUUGCCCCGAUGUACCCUGCAUUUAAGAGGAUUUGGGAUUACCUCCACAACACUUUGUUAAAGAAAUAUGCUUCCAUAUACAAUGGCAUUAAUGUGGUGACUGGACCAGUCUUUGAUUACAAUUAUGAUGGCAGAUAUGACUCUACAGAGCAGAUGCAGUUGUUUGUACCUGGAACCAACAUAUCGAUCCCCACUCAUUACUUUGUGGUGUUAACAAGCUGCAAGAACGCAGGACAGCCAGUGAGCGCUUGUGGUGGUGAACUGCAGACUGCAUCUUUCCUCCUUCCCCACAGAGCUGACAACACGGAAAGAUGCAAAAAGUGUUUAACCCUCUCAAUCGAGCUGCUCAUCCUCCUCUCCUCCUGGCUGGCGGACGGCGUCGCCUCCUCGCUGACCUUCGAAGUCACCGACCCGAUGACCGGCAACCCGCUGCUCUGUGACCGCUGCCCGCCGGGAACCUUCCUGCGCGCCAGAUGCUCCUCCAUCAAAAAGAGCGAGUGCGCUCCGUGUCCACAGGGCUCCUUCACGGAGCUCUGGAACUACAUCGGGAGAUGUUUGCGCUGCGCAGUCUGCGGGCGGAACCAGGUGGUGAAGAAGGAAUGCACCGCAGACAGCGACCGUCAGUGCGAGUGCAAGCAGGGUUACUUCUACCGUCAGGACUACGACAUGUGCGUCCGACACAGAGAGUGUCCCUCUGGGCAGGGAGCGCUCACCAAAGGUACAGCCGAGAAAGACACGGAGUGCAGCGUCUGCUCUGAAGGCUCMUUCUCUGACAUUUCCUCCGCUCAUCAAAACUGCACUCAGCACAAGAACUGCAGCGAUGCGGGACUGCAGUCAGUGCUGAGAGGAUCCACCUGGCAUGACAGUGUGUGUGCAAACUGUCAACAGCUCAAAGAUGGAGCCGAAUACCUCAAAGAAAUCAUCCCAUCUUUUUUCAUUCACCACAAAAUGAACAUCAAACGCCUGCGACGAAUUGUACUCCAGCUCCCGUCUGAGGACGGCAGAAAACCAAGAGAGUCUCUGGGGCUCCACUUCUCCGAACUCCAUUCACGCAUUUGCAGUUGGGUGUCAUCGGCCACAGCGGCACAAAUUCAGCAGCUUCCAGACAUAGUGAAUAGAACAGGAGCAACUGCUGCUAGCGAGAAGCUACAGAGCAAGAUCAACAGCAUUCARGCACAUCUGACAGAGCACUGUCAUUCUGAGAUCUUGGGUAAUGAUAUCUUAAGCUAAUCCAUAGCAAUUUGACCCAGAAAUAUGAACUGUACCACAGGACAUAAAGAUGCUAGGGGGCAUGAAAUCCUGUGUUUAAAGCAACAACUAUCUCAAUAGCUUGUGUUUAAAUUAUUGGAAAAAAGCCAAGAAAAUACCUAAAAAGUAGAAAACUGAGGAAUUUAAAUAUUUUAAAACAAACUGACACCCAUUAACACUUACCUCAUGUGGAGGUUUAARUUUAUGAAAAGAGCAUUUAAGUAAAUGAAGUACUUAUAAAURUUCAAGAGUAAUUUUGUUCUUCAUUUUGCUAAUUUUGCUUCAUUUUYUAAUUAGUUUUGGAUAAUUGGUAAAUUGCAUCCGAUGCAUCUGUUUUAGUCAUAUAAUAUGUUCAUGGGAUUAACUGGAAACAAUUCACGUUUGGAGAAAUAAAGCUUAUAGGAUGAAUCGUUAUGUAAAGAUUAGAAGAAUGAUCAAAUUUCUAAGAUAAAGCUGUCGGAUUCAGAGAUGUUCUCCACCAAGGCAUUAAGAGAUAAUUGAAGCUCUAARACAAAGCCUGACAGCCCACAAUCAUAACCAUUGAGAGGAAACURUUCUUCYGAAGUGUGACAGAACAGCAUCUCUGUAAUGUCUUAGUCUGUAGAGAAAGUAGCAGCGUGAAUAAGAUGGAAAUUCAAAAAUACUUACAGUCUGAUAACAUUACUGAAAGUUCCCCCAUUCAGAUGUUAUUCCUGUCAUUGAGGAUUUUUAAAAACGAGCAACUAAAAAAAUAUUGUUGCGUUUAUUAGAUAAGAUAAAAGGAGAAAUUGUUUACAAAUUGCUGCACUGGACACAAAUAUUUAUUAGUUAACUUGCUGCUUCAAAUUGUUUGGAAUAUCCGUUUUGAAUUGCAUCUGUGGAUGAUGGUGCCAAAUGGUAUUAGCAGAUGUUUCCUUCUGAUCAAUGGACAGGCAGAUUCUUAUUUAGCUCAGUAGCACUGACAACAGAAAGUUUUAGAUUCAUAGAUUGUUGUUCCGUUUUAUUUUAUUGCUCCUUUUUUCUCUUAACCAAUCAGACCUUUCUUACCUCUACUUCUUCCUUUUUGGGAAGAUAUGCUUUUACAGUGGUAGUACACAUCUGAAACUGUCAGUAAAAGUAGGUAGGUAAAUACAUUUUUUUCCUAUCGAUUGCUGUACCGACGUUCUUGUAAGUCAGAGUUGUUUUACAGUUUAUUUUUAUAUAUUUCCAACAUUUCUGCUUUUGGGGUGCAUGGUUGAUAUUCAUAUUUUAAUAUAUAAUAAUUGACCCAGCUAUUUACUUUACCUACCUGUUCAUGUUCUGGGUUGUGGACUAGGGAUGCUUGUGUGAUGUAUGUUCCCCCACCUGCUUUGUUUCUCCUCUUGGCUACUCCAAAGCACAGGGAUGUGACCAAGAGUCAAGUUUCUUUGUCAUUGUUUUUACUGAGGUACUUGUAAGCCAGAGGGGGCAGAUGUUUUAUAGUUUAUUUUUGUGUAUGUCCAAAUUUUCUGCUUUUUGAGUGCAUUGCCUGUACAAGCUUGAGCUCUUUUGUGAGGUUAACGUGGAAUGGUUAAGUCAUAGAAAUACUUAUCUUACUUUGCUCUCACUGAUUCUUGAGAAUGGGGACUAAAUGGGUUUUAAUUUUCCCCAUUUUUUAUUUAUUUUUUAUUAUUUCUCAACGUUAUGUAUGCAAAUAUGACA
Messenger RNA from Poecilia reticulata (guppy), 4970 nucleotides. The record is from RefSeq and is a predicted model, not a curated record. Lineage: Eukaryota; Metazoa; Chordata; Actinopteri; Cyprinodontiformes; Poeciliidae.